ACGCCUUCUUGUUGGUUAAGCGCCGUGUCACGUAUGAACUACGACACACCCACGAAGAAACUUGGCGCGCGCAGAUGACGUAAGCACCGCUUGGUCUAACUACUGAAAACACUGGAGCUUUUACUGGGAUCAGAAACAGCUCAGACAUGAACUGGAACAAAGGUGGUCCAGGUGUGAAGCGAGGGUUUGGGUUCGGAGGAUUUUCCCUUGCAGGGAAAAAAGAGGAGCCUGAACUUAAUCAGAAAUCUCACACAUCAUUCGGAGCCACAGGAUCAAGUGGGGGAUAUGGGAAGAACCAGCAGCUCCCCUCAUUCUACAAAAUAGGGACCAAAAGAGCUAAUUUUGAUGAGGAAAAUGCAUAUUUUGAAGAUGAUGAGGAGGAGUCCAGCAGCAAUGUGGAUUUGCCAUACAUUCCAGCUGAGAACUCGCCCACACGGCAGCAGAUGCAGUCUGGUGGUGGCUCAGACAGUGAAGAUGACCCACUGGAUGCCUUCAUGGCAGAGGUUGAGAACCAAGCAGCUAAAGACAUGAGGAAACUAGAGGAAAAGGAAAAGGAGAAAAAGUCAGCCAAGGGUAUUCGUGAUGACAUUGAAGAAGAAGAUGAACAAGAAGCCUACUUCCGCUACAUGGCAGAGAAUCCCACAGCUGGGCUGACCCAAGAGGAAGAGGAAGAAAACAUUGACUAUGACAGUGACGGGAACCCAAUUGCCUCUGCCACCAAGAAAAUCAUCUUGCCGCUUCCUCCCAUUGACCACUCUGAGAUUGAUUACCCACCAUUUGAGAAAAACUUCUACAAUGAGCAUGAAGAGCUCAGCAACCUGACUGGAACUCAAGUGUUGGAGUUAAGGCACAAACUGAACUUAAGGGUAUCUGGUGCUGCCCCUCCAAAACCUUGUACUAGCUUUGCCCAUUUUGGCUUUGAUGAGCAGCUAAUGCACCAAAUCCGCAAGUCUGAGUACACUCAGCCCACACCGAUUCAAUGUCAGGGUGUGCCCAUAGCUCUUUCUGGACGUGACAUGAUUGGUAUUGCAAAAACUGGCAGUGGCAAAACUGCAGCUUUUAUCUGGCCCAUGCUGGUUCACAUCAUGGACCAAAAGGAACUGGAGGCAGGUGAAGGGCCCAUUGCAGUCAUUGUGUGUCCCACCAGAGAGCUUUGUCAGCAGAUCCAUGCAGAAUGUAAGCGUUUUGGGAAAGCCUACUCAUUGCGUUCUGUGGCGGUUUAUGGAGGAGGCAGCAUGUGGGAGCAGGCCAAAGCUCUGCAGGAGGGAGCAGAGAUUGUGGUGUGCACUCCGGGUCGUCUGAUUGACCACGUUAAAAAGAAGGCCACGUCCCUGCAGAGAGUGACAUACCUGGUGUUUGAUGAGGCAGAUCGCAUGUUUGAUAUGGGCUUUGAAUAUCAGGUUAGAUCUGUUGCUAGCCAUGUCCGCCCAGACAGACAGACCCUUCUGUUUAGCGCAACUUUCCGAAAGAAGAUAGAGAGGCUUGCCAGAGACAUCUUGGUAGAUCCUAUUCGUGUGGUGCAGGGAGACAUCGGAGAGGCCAAUGAGGAUGUGACCCAGGUGGUGGAGCUGCUGCCCAGCGGGACGGAUAAAUGGGGCUGGCUGACCCGGCGGCUGGUGGAGUUCACCUCCUCCGGCUCAGUCCUCAUCUUUGUCACCAAGAAGGCAAACUGUGAGGAACUGGCUACUAACCUGACCCAGGAGGGCUACAGCCUGGGCCUCCUGCAUGGAGACAUGGACCAGAGUGAGAGGAACAAGGUCAUCAGCGACUUCAAGAAAAAGAAUUUGCCUGUUCUGGUGGCCACAGAUGUUGCUGCUCGUGGUCUGGACAUCCCAUCCAUUCGCACAGUGGUGAACUACGACGUGGCACGAGACAUCGACACACACACACACAGGAUUGGUCGAACUGGUCGCGCUGGAGAGAAGGGUGUGGCUUACACUCUCCUUGCCAACAAAGACACCACAUUUGCUGGUGACCUCGUGAGAAAUCUAGAGGGAGCUAAUCAAGCCGUUUCCAAAGAACUGAUGGAUUUAGCCAUGCAGAAUCCCUGGUUCAGGAAAUCACGAUUUAAGGGUGGUAAAGGAAAGAGGCUGAAUAUUGGCGGAGGUGGUCUUGGUUACAGAGAGAGACCAGGCCUGGGGGCUGACAGUUCUGAACGCAGCAGCAGCAGCAGGAGCUUGUUGUCUAACACUAGUAGCUACGAAGACUACAGCAAACCAGCCGCUGGGGCAAUGGGAGAUCGCAUGUCUGCAAUGAAGCAAGCCUUCCAGGCUCAGUAUAAGAGCCACUUUGUGGCUGCGUCCAGCGGCCCUCCAAAGCUCAGCACCAAGUCUAGCAGCUCAUCAGGCUGGACCAGUGCCGGCAGCCUGAGCUCCGUGCCGACAGAGGCCCCCAACGGUUCAGAAUGGUCCCAGGGCGCCACCUUGUCCAUGUCCAGCUUCACCAGCGCUGGCUCCCUGAGCUCAGUGCCCAGCAGUCAAACCAGUUCACAGCACAGCUACCCUCCGCCUGCUCCUCCCUCACAGAGAGACAGCUCACGGGACAGACAUGGGGAGGACCGGGGCCGCCAUGGAGACAGAGAUCGUGACCGCCACAGCGACAGGAGCGAUCGACACAGUGGAGAGGAUCGCUACGGAGACCGGGAUCGCCAUGGAGACAGAGAUCGUGACCGCUACGGGGACCGAGACCGCCACAGCAGCAGCCGUCACAACGAUAGUCGUAACGGAGAUGGAAGCAGGAGGGACAGAGAUGAUCGGAAGAGUGAGAGGGAUGGGGGAGACAGGGGGAGUGGGGAGGGGAGGGACAGGGGAGGGGAUGAAAGCUUUGCUGUCCCUGAACCACCAAAACGUAGAAAGAGCAGGUGGGACAACUAAAGAAAAACACACACAUCAAUAGAAUAAUAUGUGCAACCAACUGCUCCAUGAUGAGCUUGUCUCUUGUGUAGGCAGAUAGCAGAGCAUAUCAGAGGCUGACACAAGCACAGGGGGAUUUUGUGGACUUUGAAUAAAAGUGUGCUGACGCUCCUGUCAGGUUGGUUAGGAACUCAAGAUUUGGUCAGAGCUCAACAGAGUGUCAGACAGAUCACACAAGCAGCUCAGAGACAGCCACUGUACAUACACCAUCAAGACUGUUGUUAUUGUAAGUUAAUAGGAUCAAGGAAUAGAGCUUUAAUGAAUCCUACUGUCACUAAACAAUUUAAAGUUAGGAUGUGUUGGUUGUUGUCUUGUUUUCUGUCACUGAGCUCCAAACAUGCUUUUGUGCUUGCAAACCUGAUGCUUUAUUUUGGAUCUUUGCCAAGUGUGUUUGUGUGUUUGAGUGAGUCACACACGUACAUGUCAAAAACUAUGUAUGGCUCUUUUUGUGUCUUGUAUUCAAGUUUUAGUGAAGUGCCUUUCCUUGGCAUUUAGUCUGUCUGUGCUUUUGAAAUGUUUUUCAAGAAGAUGCAUUUGUUUGUAUGAGAUGAAUUUCAAGUGUUCAUUAACACAUGAAAAAUGUGAAGUUUUGAUUAAAAAGACUCCUUUGGCAUCUA
Messenger RNA from Siniperca chuatsi (mandarin fish), 3529 nucleotides. RefSeq names its product DEAD (Asp-Glu-Ala-Asp) box helicase 42 (gene ddx42). Gene Ontology annotation, molecular function: nucleic acid binding; RNA helicase activity; ATP binding. The coding region runs from base 147 to 2873 and encodes 908 amino acids. The transcript has 18 exons. The record is from RefSeq and is a predicted model, not a curated record. Lineage: Eukaryota; Metazoa; Chordata; Actinopteri; Centrarchiformes; Sinipercidae.